Messenger RNA from Sceloporus undulatus (fence lizard), 1456 nucleotides. It is a transcript of the gene CERS3, whose product is annotated as ceramide synthase 3. Gene Ontology annotation, molecular function: sphingosine N-acyltransferase activity; DNA binding. Bases 1 to 1188 code for a protein of 395 amino acids. Gene Ontology annotation, biological process: ceramide biosynthetic process. The record is from RefSeq and is a predicted model, not a curated record. The transcript is spliced from 11 exons. Gene Ontology annotation, cellular component: membrane. NCBI's taxonomy places the organism in Eukaryota, Metazoa, Chordata, Lepidosauria, Squamata, Phrynosomatidae.
AUGAUACAUAUACUAACAGUCUUGAAUGACUGGUUUUGGUGGGAGGACAUCUGGAUGCCCAGAAACUGUUCAUGGAAAAACUUUGAAGAUCACAAUGGAUAUGUCUUUCCCAAACCACAGCAGCUAUAUGCCAUAAUACCAUAUGCCUUUGUGAUGUUGGCUGUUAGGUUCUUUGCUGAAAGGUGUUUUGCUAUUCCUCUAGCAAAUAUUUUGGGCAUAAAGAAAACAAGACGGGUGAAGCCUCAGCCUAAUCCCACAUUAGAGGCUUUUUUCAAAGAGUGUAGAAAACCAGCACAGUCAGAGAUACGUAGAUUAGCCAAAAAGUGCAAUUGGACAGUGCACCUGGUAGAAAAAUGGUUCAGACGACGACGAAAUCUAGAAAUCCCAACUUUACACAAGAAAUUCCAAGAGGCUUGUUGGCGAUUUCUAUUCUAUUCCACAUCAUUUACUGCUGGAAUUAUAUUUCUCUAUGAUAAACCCUGGUUCUAUGAUCUCUGGCAAGUGUGGGCGAACUAUCCAUUCCAUUCAGUUCUGCCAUCCCAGUAUUGGUACUACAUGCUUGAAAUGAGUUUUUAUUUGUCACUGCUGUUUACUCUUGGGAUCGACACCAAAAGGAAGGACUUUAAAGCCCACGUGGUUCACCAUUUUGCAGCCCUUGCUUUGAUGUUCUGCUCUUGGAGUGCCAAUUACAUCCGACUUGGGACGCUGGUGAUGAUCGUCCAUGACUUCGCAGACAUCUGGCUGGAGGCUGCUAAGAUGUUCAACUAUGCGCGCUGGGAGAAUACCUGCAGCGUCCUUUUUGUCAUCUUCUCAAUUGCAUUCUUUAUCACACGGCUAGUUCUCUUCCCUUUUUGGAUUCUACGGGCCACGUUAUAUUAUCCUACAUUUUAUACGCAGACGGUUAUUGUAGCAUAUUUCUUCUUCAACGGGCAGCUAUUGAUCCUGCAAGGUCUACAUAUCUACUGGGCCUACUUAGUUUUCAACAUUCUGAAGAAAUUCAUUUUCGUAAAGGUGCUCAGGAUUCCUAUCCCAGCUUGGGCUAAAAUAAGCAAUGACAAGAACGUGAAAGAUGACAGGAGCGACGAAGAGGAGGAAGAUUCAUUCAGCGAUGCUGAGGAGGCGCACAUGAAAAACGGACACAAGAACGGCUGCGGAUCAAGCCAGCCUCUCCUGAACAACAACCAUUAGCAUAUAGACAGUAGAGUUUCCCCGUGGCGUUGCUUGCUGUGUCCCGUAACCCAUCCUACAGUAGAGAGUUUAGCGUCAACAUCUUAACCAGAGUCCAUGAUUGAUUUUAUUGCCGGUCACUUGAGCUGGAAGAGAGCCCAGUUUUUCUCCCAAGAGUGAAAAUAACUUGCUUAACUCUACAAUAUGUGUUUAAUGGCCCAAUUUUGAAUGCGCUGUAUAAGAGUGUACAGCAAACAUGACCUUUUCAAGUUGGGGAAUGCUCAACGAU